Molecule: messenger RNA, 1660 nt
Organism: Herpailurus yagouaroundi (jaguarundi)
Lineage: Eukaryota; Metazoa; Chordata; Mammalia; Carnivora; Felidae
Gene: KLHL17
Product: kelch like family member 17
Exons: 9
Coding region: 142-1548 (468 amino acids)
Molecular function (GO): protein binding
Source: RefSeq, a predicted model, not a curated record
CCGAGAAACAGCGGCUGCGGGCAGGCGGCGGGACCGAGGGAAGCUGAGCCGGCCGCCACCGCCUAGCAGCCCUCCAGCCGUCAGUGCGUCCGUUCAUCUGUGCGUUCUCCGCGGAUCGCGGCGGGUCCGGCGGCCGAGACCAUGCAGCCGCGCAGCGAGCGCCCGGCUGGCAGGACACAAAGCCCGGAGCACGGCAGUCCGGGGCCCGGGCCGGAGGCGCCGCCGCCGCCACCGCCGCCGCAGCCGCCGGCCCCAGAGGCAGAGCGUGCGCGUCCUCGGCAGGCCCGGCCCACGGCCCCCAUGGAGGGUGCAAUGCAGCUGCUGAGCCGUGAGGGCCACACUGUGUCCCACAACUCCAAACGGCACUAUCACGACGCCUUCGUGGCCAUGAGCCGCAUGCGGCAGCGUGGCCUCCUGUGUGACAUCGUCUUGCACGUGGCAGCCAAGGAGAUCCGAGCACACAAGGUGGUGCUAGCCUCCUGCAGCCCCUACUUCCACGCCAUGUUCACAAAUGAGAUGAGUGAGAGCCGCCAGACGCACGUGACGCUGCACGACAUUGACCCUCAGGCCUUGGACCAGCUGGUGCAGUUUGCAUACACUGCCGAGAUCGUCGUGGGCGAGGGCAACGUACAGACUCUGCUCCCAGCUGCCAGCCUCCUGCAGCUGAAUGGCGUCCGUGACGCCUGCUGCAAGUUCCUGCUGAGUCAGCUCGACCCCUCCAACUGCCUGGGCAUCCGGGGCUUUGCUGACACACAUUCCUGCGGUGACCUGCUCAAGGCAGCACACAGGUACGUGCUGCAGCACUUCGUGGAUGUGGCCAAGACUGAGGAGUUCAUGCUGUUGCCACUAAAGCAGGUGCUGGAACUGGUCUCCAGCGACAGCCUGAACGUGCCUUCGGAGGAGGACGUCUACCGUGCCGUCCUGAGCUGGGUCAAGCAUGACGUGGACUCUCGGAGACAGCAUGUCCCAAGGCUGAUGAAGUGUGUGCGCCUGCCCCUGCUGAGCCGGGACUUCCUGCUGGGCCAUGUGGAUGCCGAGAGCCUGGUGAGGCACCACCCUGACUGCAAGGACCUGCUCAUUGAGGCCCUCAAGUUCCACCUGCUGCCUGAGCAGAGGGGCGUUCUGGGCACCAGCCGUACGCGGCCCCGGCGCUGUGAGGGCGCUGGCCCUGUGCUCUUUGCUGUGGGUGGAGGGAGCCUGUUCGCCAUCCACGGGGACUGUGAAGCAUACGACACACGCACUGACCGCUGGCACGUGGUGGCCUCCAUGUCCACGCGCCGGGCCCGGGUGGGCGUGGCAGCAGUUGGGAACCGGCUGUAUGCCGUGGGUGGUUACGAUGGGACUUCAGACCUGGCCACCGUAGAGUCGUACGACCCCGUGACCAACACCUGGCAGCCUGAGGUGUCCAUGGGCACAAGGCGCAGCUGCCUGGGUGUGGCCGCCCUGCAUGGGCUCCUGUAUGCAGCUGGUGGCUACGAUGGGGCCUCCUGCCUCAACAGGUCAGUAGCAGACCUGGUGUCCACAGUGCUGAGCGCUAUGACCCUCUGACGGGAACAUGGACGUCCAUCGCUGCCAUGAGCACCCGGAGGCGAUACGUGCGUGUGGCCAUGCUUGGUGGGUGACAGAGCCUGCUUUGUGUAGUGCCCACACCCCCACCCCU